AAAUAAAUGGAAAAGAGAGAUCUCUGGUGAAGAAGAGGAUGAAGAUGGAGGGGAGCAAGGCAGCAGUGGAGAAAGCGAGCCAGAGCGGAAGAAAGUUAAAUCAAGAAGACCUGCCCAAAGGAGAACAAUGGCCAAAACCAGUGUUAAAAAGUCUCUCAAAAUACAGCGUGGCAAGAAGAGAAAGAAAGCGGACUCAUCUGAAGAUGACGAUGAUGACGAAGAUGAUGAGACCCCCAAGAGACAAACUCGACGAAGAGCAGCCAAAAAUGUCAGUUACAAAGAAGAUGACGAUUUUGAGACAGAUUCUGAUGACCUGAUAGAGAUGACUGGGGAAGGAGCUGAUGAACAGCAAGACAACAGUGAAACUAUUGAGAAAGUCUUGGACAUCAGGCUUGGAAAAAAAGGAGCCACCGGUGCUUCCACCACGGUGUAUGCUACUGAGGCCAAUGGCAACCCAAGCGCGGACUUUGAUCCUGAGAAGGAUGAGGGAGAAGUUCAGUACCUUAUCAAGUGGAAAGGCUGGUCCUACAUCCACAGCACAUGGGAGAGUGAGGAAUCCCUGCAGCAGCAGAAAGUGAAGGGCCUGAAAAAGCUGGAAAACUUCAAGAAAAAGGAGGAGGAGAUCAAGCAAUG
Molecule: messenger RNA, 633 nt
Organism: Mesitornis unicolor (brown roatelo)
Lineage: Eukaryota; Metazoa; Chordata; Aves; Mesitornithiformes; Mesitornithidae
Product: chromodomain-helicase-DNA-binding protein 2-like
Exons: 4
Biological process (GO): regulation of transcription by RNA polymerase II; nucleosome organization
Cellular component (GO): nucleus; chromatin
Molecular function (GO): histone binding; chromatin binding; ATP hydrolysis activity
Source: RefSeq, a predicted model, not a curated record